AUGUCAAACGAGGGUCAGUUGACUGCUGAUGAAAUUGCUUUGUACGAUAGGCAGAUCCGCUUAUGGGGUACGGACACACAGCUUCGAUUGAGGUCUGCUAAAGUAUUGGUAGUGAACCUUGGAGGUGUAGGGUCUGAGACAGUCAAGAACCUCGUGCUCGGGGGUCUCAACACCAUUGAAAUACUUGAUGGCUCUGUUGUUAAGGAAGAGGAUUUUGCAGCACAGUUCUUCUUGCCCAACGACGAUAGUGUCGUUGGCGAUUUGAAACUUCCUCUUAUUUUACCACGCAUUCAAGAACUAAAUCCGAGGGUCAAUCUCCUGAUCAACACAACUAAGUUGGAGGACGUCCCUCUAUCAUAUUACAAGAAUUUUGACUUAGUUGUUGCCACUGAGGUGACGAAGGAGCAGAUACUAGCAAUAAACAAGAUAACUAGAGACCACAAAAUCCCACUCUUCGUUGCAGGUGAACAUGGUAUGUUCGGCUACAUCUUCACCGACUUAAUAGAGCACUCAUCAACAAAAGAGCACACUGUUGGCAAUCAUCCGCGUCAGCCGGGCACAAAGAUCAACGAGGUCAAAGAGGUGGUUAAAGUUGAUUUGAAGGGAGAUGGUGAAACUGAACUCGUCACAAUUGUUGAUAAGUUUGUUCCUUUGAGUCUGAUCUUCAGCUCAAGCAAGUUACCACUUCAGCUUAGCAAGAGACAACUUAAAAGGCUAACGGGUGCGUUGCCUCUUAUUCUCGCACUUUUUGAGUUCAAACGUCCUACGAAUCCAGAAGAAAUUAUAGACACAGCACAAUUGCUAGAAAAAGCUGAGCAAGUAUGUGAUGUUUUGGGAGUUUCACGACAUGUUAUCACCGAGGAGGACUUAAGGAACUUCGCUACACAAUGCUAUACGGAGUUUUCACCGGUUGCAGCCAUCUUGGGUGGAUUCUUAGCACAGGAUAUUAUCCAAUUUUUUGGCAAGAAAGAUAGUCCAAUCAACAACUGUCUUAUUUUUGAUGGUUUGCGGUCGGAAGCCCCUAUAUACUUCUUAUAA
Candidozyma auris is the source of this 1038-nucleotide messenger RNA. Its product is annotated as E1 ubiquitin-activating protein AOS1. The transcript is spliced from 2 exons. NCBI's taxonomy places the organism in Eukaryota, Fungi, Ascomycota, Pichiomycetes, Serinales, Metschnikowiaceae. Gene Ontology annotation, molecular function: SUMO activating enzyme activity. Gene Ontology annotation, biological process: protein sumoylation. The coding region runs from base 1 to 1038 and encodes 345 amino acids. Gene Ontology annotation, cellular component: cytoplasm; SUMO activating enzyme complex. The record is from RefSeq and is a predicted model, not a curated record.